ACAACCCCAAGUGAGAAUUCAUUCAUCAUGGGCUUCAUGCUGUCAAGCUAGCCGUUGUAUUUACGCGGGACGUGUGUAAUAAAUAGUAAGUGAACAGUAAUGCCAUUUGUAGAGCAUCGCCAGUAUCUGUAAUGCCGCAAUAUCUGCGGCUGGAUGAUUUCUAAGUUGAGCGACACUUUCCUGCGUGGUGUACUGGGAACUCACGUCUCGUGUUAUGGGAGAGACACGGAGGUCAGACGAACGGUGGACUGUCAACAAUAAUGUCCGAGUAAAACGAGACUGCUGCUGCUUGGCCAGCUAUAUGUUAAUCUUCUAGCACUGAUCAGCGUAAAAUUGAAUCAUGCCUGGGAAACUGAAGGCCAAAAUUGUGGCAGGGCGCCACUUGCCUGUGAUGGACAGAGCCAGUGACCUUACUGAUGCUUUCGUAGAGGUCAAGUUUGGAAACACAACCUUCAAAACGGAUGUCUGUCCCAAAUCCCUCAAUCCACAAUGGAACUCGGAGUGGUUCAAAUUUGAGGUCGAUGAUGAGGACUUGCAGGAUGAGCCGUUGCAGAUCACAGUAUUGGACCACGACACUUACAGUGCUAAUGAUGCCAUAGGGAAAGUUUACAUUGACAUUGAUCCGCUGCUUUACAGUGAGGCUGCUUCUGUCAUCUCUGGCUGGUUUCCCAUCUAUGAUACCAUCCAUGGAAUUCGAGGGGAAAUAAACGUCAUUGUUAAAGUGGAGCUCUUCAACGAUUUGAACCGUUUCAGACAAUCUUCAUGCGGGGUCAAGUUUUUCUGCACCACAUGUAUUCCACAGUGCUACAGGGCAACUUUGGUGCACGGCUUUGUUGAGGAACUCGUGGUAAAUGAAGAUCCAGAGUACCAGUGGAUUGACCGUAUCAGAACUCCCAGGGCCUCCAAUGAAGCGCGACAGAGGCUCAUCUCUCUCAUGUCUGGAGAACUACAGAGAAAAAUAGGGCUUAAAGUGCUGGAGAUGGGUGGGAAUGCAGUAGUGGGCUACUUGCAGUGUUUCGACCUGGAAGGAGAGUCAGGCCUGGUGGUCCGGGCCAUAGGUACCGCCUGCACGCUGGACAAACUCAGCUCUGGAAGUGCCCCUAACACCAACACACACAUGCACCCAAACACAGCUCCUGCUUCCAAUGCCUGCAAUUCCCCCUCUAAAGAUGGAAAGGAGCCGGUAUUUGUUGAGGAUCUGCCCUCGUCCUCCGGCCCGCCAACCCCUUUCAGAGCCCUUCCCACCUCCUCCUCUCCUCCCCCCUUCUCUCCCUCCAAGCCAUGCAGCCGCCAGUCCUCAUCAUCAGACACAGACCUCAGUUUGACGCCCAAGACGGAGGAGCCCCAUUCAGUGAGAUGCAGACCUGGGAUCUUCCUCUGCCCCAGCUCCCCCAUCCUUUCCACAGACACUCUGUCCCUUCCUGGUUCUGGCUCAGUGGGCUGUGGUCGUGGCUCUAACCCCAGGGCAACCACCUCAGCCCCACUCUCCUCCAUCCAGUCAGACUCUGCCUUGCUGAGAAAGAGCGUGUCCUUCACUGAGGACCUGCUGCUGGCAGCCUCCGGAAUGGGCAGUGGAGGCAGCGCCGGGAAGGAGGCGGGACCUCUGAGGACCCUCCUCAGACAACAGACGCAGACAGCUCUUGAGCAGCGGGGAGCGUCUUCCUCUGGGUUAUUGUUAAACGCCAGGGAGUUCCCCUUCUUCACCUUGACAUCGUUCCCGCCUGGUUUUCUGCUUCAUGUUGGUGGAGUGGUCAGCGCUCGAUCUGUCAAAUUACUGGAUCGGAUACACAACCCCGCCUUGGGUAACACGCGCUCAUACAAACUGCUAGACUGGAAUAGUGUCACUGCAGAUGAGCCCGAGACUCGCGAUGCCUGGUGGGAGGAGAUUCGCCAGGAGAUCAAAUCUCAUGCCAGAGCUCUCGGUUGCCAUGCGGUUGUAGGGUACAGUGAGAGCACAAGCAUCUGCGAGGAGGUGUGUAUUCUGUCCGCAUCUGGCACAGCAGCCAUCUUGAAUCCUCGGUACAUGCGUGAAGGCUGCCUGGACAUCGGCUGCACCGACCACAGGUUUGAGGAGCCAUCGCCACCAAACUGUGGCUUCUGUCACAUCCCGUACGAUGAGCUCAACAUGCCCUUUCCUGCACAGCUCACCUAUUGUUACCACUGUAGACGACAAAAGGUUCCUGAUGUGCUCUUCACAACAAUUGACCUGCCAUCAGAAGCAGCUGUUGCAGGAAAGGGCUGCCUUAUCCAGGCCAGGCUGUGUCGUCUAAAGAAGAAAGCCCAGGGAGAAGCGAAUGCAACGGCCAUCUCUAACCUGCUGCCUUUCAUGGAAUAUGAGCUACACACUCAGCUGAUGAAUAAGCUGAAACUGCGGAGCAUGAACGCGCUGUUUGGCCUGCACAUACAGAUCAGUGUUGGCGAGAACAUGCUCCUGGGUCUGGCUUCUGCUACAGGUGUGUACCUGACAGCUCUGCCUGCUCCAGGGGGUAUCCAGAUAGCAGGGAAGACUCCAGGAGACUUGAGCAGCGAGCAUAUAUCAUCCAUUCAGAAAAGGAUUAAUGACACCAUAGCUGUGAACAAAGAGCUCUAUCAAAUUAAUCCUCCGGAGCUUGCAGAGGAAGGGGUGGGCUCUCCAAUCCCUGAGCCAAGGCAUCGAUCCAGACUUUUUCGCUCCCACUCGGAAAGCUCAGACGAACUAUCAGAACUGGAUCUGUCCCAUGGCAAAAAGGAUGCCUUCGUCCUGGAGAUUGAUGACACCGAUGCCGUGGAGGAUAUCCACUCCCUCCUGAUCGAUGCACCUCCCCCCACAGGUUUCUACAGCUGCAACACUGAAAAUAUGCCUGGGAUUUCUAACUGGACUUCAGGAGUACAGAUGUUUACAUCAGUGAGGGUUUUGAGGUUGAGCAAUGCCAAUCUUACUAACCAAGGCUUAAACAAGAUCUUCACUGACCUCUGUGAGAACCUGCUGAAGAGUUUUUACUUCAAGCUGCGCUCUAUGAUCCCCUGCUGUCUUUGUCAUCUCAACUUCACCGUAGCAGUGCCAGAAGAAGAGCUCAUACAGGUCACAGUGACAGCUGUUGCCAUGACCUAUGACAAGGAACAGACUCAGGAGAAGACAGCUGAGAAGCCCGUCAACAAAGGGAGCCUUGAGGCUGAAGAGCAGCUGCAGUUUCCCCUGGAAUUGUGUGCAGACUCGUCCUCUUCCAACAUUCAGACAGCAUCCAAAAUCUCAGAUACAGUCUCUUUAUUCACCCCAGCUGCAAAGCUGUGCCAAAACCAGCUGCUUAUAGUACGAUCAGCAGGUGUCGGAGAAAGUACCAACAUCUCACCCAGAGCUGCCUCCGUUGAUUACGGUUCCUUUGCAGACAGAUGCAGCACCUGGCUAGAGCUGCUUAGGCUGAAAGCUCACACCAUAAGACGAGGAUCAGUUAAGACAAGUAGGAGGACACAGUCUCUAGCACACUCUGUCUCAUCUUUGGAGCGCUGCAGUCCGCUUCAAGAGGGACGUUCCCGCUCGCUGCGCUCCAGUCGCUCGUUUGGAGGCAGCUCGGUAACGGUGGUGAAGAUGACGCCGCUCUCCUUCCUUUCCGGGACACGCAUCAUUAAAUACCUUGGCAUUAUCAACAUGUUUUUUAUCAGAGAGACGACAUCAUUACGGGAGGAAGGCGGUGUCAGCGGCUUCCUUCACUCAUUCAUCGCAGAGGUGUUUGCGAUGGUUCGAGCCCAUGUAGCGGCCCUCGGCGGCAAUGCAGUUGUGUCUUACAGCAUGAAAGAAUGUGUGUUCAUGGAAAAUCCAAAUAAAAAUCAGGCUCAGUGUCUCAUAAAUGUAAGCGGUGAUGCGGUUAUCUGCAUCAGCGAAACAGACCAGGAGUCCUCAGCAUCAACGGCAAAUACUGGACAGACCGGUGGCGGAGGAACCGAUGGGGCUACAUGACAAUGACACUGUCCCCGAUUCUGGCUCCAUGAAACACACACUAAGUCAACACACUUUAAGUCUAGCCGUCCAAAUCUGACUGACUUAUGUUUGCCUUAAAACUCUAUAAAAGAUCCAAAGGCUUGUACACAGCGAAUAAAGAACCAUUUCUCAAGCAUGCAAAGCAAUCUAUAUUAAUAUAGGAGUGUGGGAUGUUUCUUUUUGUUUAAAGAGAGCAUAUUUUGCAGGACAUAUUAUGGAAUUUCAAAGUAUUUAAAAACAUUUAAAACCAGUCACCGACUCCUUACACCUAACCUUCAUAUUAAAGCCGUCCAUGCUGGGGUCACUCACAGCCACGGUAUAUUGGUCAUCCAGUCGGGUAUGAGUAAGGCAGCUAUGACUGAUUUGUCCAUCCACGGAUCACAGAUGUCACUCAAUGACUGAAGUAAAAGGGAUACAAGCUAAUGAUUUUAAAACACAGUCAAAUUCUUACUCUGCUAUUUCAUCCCAUGUGUUGAGCACCAAGUGAGCAGAUUAUGCAUCAGGCAAGGCAAGUGUUUAAAUUUCAACUGAGUGGUGCUCUUUCUUAAAAUAUAGAAAAAUUAGCCUGAAGUGGAAAAUUUUGAAGCUAAUUCCAAAGAAUCCAGGCGGACCUGUGAUCCGUUCACUCUUGUCCGGUUUUAAUGUUUUAUGUCUAAACUGGGCUCAUGUUGAAUUUGUUGAGAAUCUUAAUAAUUAGUUUUAAAGUGUUUCUCAGAGGAAGUCCAAAAUUGUUCUGCAAGUGUGGAACGAUGGUGUCACAGCUGUAUUUCUGGGAGGAAACUCGUGUUACAUGCAUAUAGAUAACACAAGCCAAAAUUACAGGUGUUAUAUGCACAUAUUUUUGUAGAGCAAUAACUCCCUUUAGAAUAGCCAUUACCAUAUAUUCAGUAUAAAGCUAUUUAAAACUAUUAGAUUAUAUUGCUUUAUCCUAAAUUCAAGUGACAUAGCAGGUAUGCUUUUUAUUCACAUGCAACUGGAGUGAGCAGGGAAAUGGUGACAGGUGUGAUGUCAGAUGAAUACAAACAAAACUGAUGAGUGGAUAUAAAGCGGGUCUUUGGGAUGUCGUAGCAGGGAUGUUUAAUAGAAUAUAAAGUCUUUGAGGUUGUUUUAAAGUAUUUAAACCUAGAUCUUUGGGUAUCGAAGCAACCGACGUCCUCCUCUUGAUGCAUUUAUCUGUGUGUGUCAAAUUUCACAUACCUUCGCCAAGCGUAAUCGCUGUUUCGUGGGCACUCGUGUUUAUGUUUAGAGUCUUGCUGCUGAUCUUCUGUCUAUUGUGGGGGGGAAGCAGCUACAAGUGUCUGUGCCACCUGAAAACAGACUGUGUAAAUGUUCUCAAAAAAAAAAAAAAAAUCAGAUUUCUAGUAUUUUUGUAAGUUAAAGAGUCCUACUACUUAAUUCAGCUGUGCAAUGAGUUUCAUGAUGUUUUGUGUCACUGUGUCAGAGGAUUAGUGGUACUCUGUUUUGUGUGUGAUCAGCUGUUUGUGAUUAGUUUCAUAUGUUUGUGUCUAAAACUUGAAUGUAAAUACUUGGAAGCUUUGGCUUUUUGACUAGCAGCAUGCAGACCCACUUUUUAUUGCCAUGACCCUGUAUGCUUGCCUGAUAAGUCUUGCACAAUAAACCUGAGUCAAAGUGA
Messenger RNA from Pelmatolapia mariae (spotted tilapia), 5588 nucleotides. RefSeq names its product C2 calcium dependent domain containing 5 (gene c2cd5). The record is from RefSeq and is a predicted model, not a curated record. Bases 341 to 3934 code for a protein of 1197 amino acids. Gene Ontology annotation, biological process: positive regulation of vesicle fusion; intracellular protein transmembrane transport; positive regulation of D-glucose transmembrane transport. The transcript has 32 exons. Gene Ontology annotation, cellular component: plasma membrane. Gene Ontology annotation, molecular function: calcium-dependent phospholipid binding; calcium ion binding. NCBI's taxonomy places the organism in Eukaryota, Metazoa, Chordata, Actinopteri, Cichliformes, Cichlidae.